Messenger RNA from Diatraea saccharalis (sugarcane borer), 1113 nucleotides. The record is from the annotation of a GenBank genome assembly. NCBI's taxonomy places the organism in Eukaryota, Metazoa, Arthropoda, Insecta, Lepidoptera, Crambidae.
AUGCAAAUACCGAGACAUUUGAAGAUAGGAGCGGGUAUGGCGGGAGUUGGAGUGUUUGGUAUUCUUUUCGGAUGGGUUUUAUUUCCGACCAUCCUGAAGAGUCAACUCAAGAAGGAAAUGGCGUUGUCGAAGAAGACUGACGUACGUGCUAUGUGGGAGACAAUACCUUUCGCUCUAAGCUUCAAAGUUGAAUGGAAAGAAAAGCUAGAGAUCGAAGAGAAUGAAGAAGAUGACACUAUCAUGUACAAGAGAAGGGACACGUUUUACUUCAGGCCUGAGCUGUCAGGUCCUGGACUUACUGGCGAAGAAAUCAUUGUCAUGCCUCAUAUUCUUAUGAUAUCAAUAGCAACAAUAGUGAACAGAGACAAGCCAGCAAUGUUAAACAUGAUCGGGAAGGCAUUCAAUGGUAUAUUCGACGGACCAGAACACGUCUUCAUGAAUGUGAAAGCUUUGGACAUAUUAUUCAGGGGAUACAAAAUAAACUGUGCCAGAACAGAAUUUGCACCGAAAGCUGUAUGCACCGCACUCAAGAAAGAAAUAGCUGAUAGUUUAAUUAUUGAACCGAAUAACCAGUAUAGAUUUUCUCUCUUUGGAAUGCGCAACGGCACAAUCGACUCUCACGUGAUCACCGUAAAGAGAGGCAUAAAUAAUGUGAUGGAUGUAGGAAAAGUGGUUGCAAUCGAUGGGAAAACGGAGCAAGAAAUAUGGAGAGACACAUGCAAUAGGUUUGAAGGAACGGAUGGGACAGUCUUCCCUCCAUUUUUGACAGUGAAUGAUCGGUUAGAGUCUUUCUCUACAGAUUUAUGCAGGCCCUUCAAACCGUGGUAUCAAAAGAAGACUUCGUAUAAUGGAAUUAAGACGAAUCGCUACAUUGCCAACAUUGGAGAUUUUGCGAACGACCCUGACCUCCAGUGCUUCUGCGAUACUCCCGACACUUGUCCGCCUAAAGGCACGAUGGAUAUGAUGAAAUGUAUGAAAGCACCUAUGUAUGCAUCACUUCCUCAUUACCUGGACUGUGACCCUGCUGUCCAAUCAAAAGUAAAGGGACUCAAUCCUGAUGAUAAUCAACAUGGAAUACAAAUUGACUUUGAGCCAGUAAGUAUUGUAAUAUAA